Bombina bombina (fire-bellied toad) is the source of this 3282-nucleotide messenger RNA. RefSeq names its product solute carrier family 39 member 1 (gene SLC39A1). The transcript has 4 exons. Gene Ontology annotation, cellular component: plasma membrane. Lineage: Eukaryota; Metazoa; Chordata; Amphibia; Anura; Bombinatoridae. The record is from RefSeq and is a predicted model, not a curated record. The coding region runs from base 45 to 1085 and encodes 346 amino acids. Gene Ontology annotation, molecular function: zinc ion transmembrane transporter activity. Gene Ontology annotation, biological process: zinc ion transmembrane transport.
AUGGCGGUGGUUGUGAGUAUGCGCAGUGGUAGAAAAGGAAUUUUAUGAAACAGCAACAGGAGGGCAGUAUAGAAAGGUUGGUCUCCCAGGAUCUUGCUGCAGACAUGGCACAGUCUCCUGAUUCUGAGAAGCUGGUCUGGAGCCCUGGCCUGGAUGUUACCCCUCUCUCUGUGGCUGCCCUGGAACUGAAGCUUGGAUCAGUGAUUACUUUGCUGCUGCUUACCUUUAUAAGUGGCCUAGCUCCCCUUUUUAUAUUUAGGCGCCCUGGGAGCACAGACUCUUCAGGCAAGCAUCACAGGAUACUGAGUCUUGUUAGCUGCUUCUCUAGUGGGGUGUUCCUGGCUACCUGUCUUUUGGAUUUAGUGCCCAAUUACCUUUCUGGUAUUAAUGAUGCUCUGCAGAGGUUGAAUAUUGUGCUCCAGUUUCCCUUGCAGGAGUUCAUUUUGUCUAUGGGCUUAUUUCUGUUUCUGGCUUUGGAGCAGAUUGUUCAGAGCUACAAGGAUUCAUCCAGUUCCUCUGAGGACACGCAUGCUCUACUGGGAUCUUCUAAGGAUGGACAUGUUGGCCCAAGUUUCUCUCACUCGUCUCAGUGGCGUCAAGAUUCACCUCAUAUCCAUGUUGACAUAAACUCUCAUUCUGCAAUGCGGUGUAUGAUUCUGGUUCUCUCCCUCUCGCUACAUGCAGUUCUAGAGGGCUUGAAGGUAGGGCAACAGCAGGAGAGCAGCAAGGUCCUUGAGAUGUGCUUUGCGCUUCUUCUUCACAAGUGCAUUCUCUCCUUUAGCAUGACCCUAAAACUUGGUCAAGGUCACCUUAAGCCACGGGCAGUGCUUUGCUGCCUCCUAUUCUUCUCCUUCAUGUUACCCCUUGGCAUUGGGUUAGGACUGGUUCAAACCGCUAUUGUUGAUCCUGUGUACCAGCUUGCUCACAGUGUUAUUUCAGGAAUGGUUACAGGAACAUUUGUUUAUAUCACAUUCAUGGAGAUUCUACCACAUGACCUUGGCUCUUCUAAACAGAGGAUUCCUAAGGUUAUUGUCCAGCUCUGCGGCUUCUCUGUAAUUACUGGCAUCCUCUUCAUGAAGAUGUAGUCUUGAUGGAUUACACAACUGUUUUACCUACCUUUUUGACUGAAAAAAAUUUGAACAGUAAGCCAAGCACACAGGCACAACUAUAGUACCUUACAGACCAAAAUCUGGGAGUACAACUCGCAAUCCUCUGCUGCCAAACGCAGCUACUGAGCAUGUCUUUACCUAUGUUUUUAAACCGGUUUAUGUCCGCAAAAAAAGUACUUAUGAAAUUCGGCAUACAAAUAGAUUUUAUUGUUUAAUGACCAUUAGUGCAGCACUUUUUGCUGGGGGUUUGGCUAAUCAUCUUCAAUUUUAAGAAAUAGGUAUAAUUUCACAUUAUUUAACCAAUUUUGAAAUUUGUUUACUAAACCCAAAGUUACAAGCACCUGGAAAAAAGGUGGUGUUAAAGUUAAAAUUGAUUGAAAUUUUCCUGGUUCAGAAUAUUCAGUAUUUAAAAAACAUGCUAAUUUACUUCUGUUAUCAAAAGUACUUUUGUUUUUUUGGCAUCCUUUUUUGAAGGAUUAGGAGAGUUCAUGUUUAUUAACCAUUCCACAGUUUCCAUAACCAACACAGUUAUAUUAAUAUACUUUUUACCUCUGUGAUUACCUUGGAUCUAUGCAGACUGCCCCCUUAUUUCAGUUUUUGACAGACUUGCAUGUUGCUGACUCCUAGAUAACUCCAUGAGAGUGAGCACAAUGUUAUCUAUAUGGCACACUAGCACUGUCUAGCUAGAAAAAACUGUGGAAAUGUACUGUGAUAAGAGGUGGCCUUCAAGGGCUUAGAAAUCAGCAAAGAAUACCAAGAGAACAAAACAAUUUUGAUGAUAAAAGUAAAUUGGAAAGUUGUUUAACCUCUUCACUACUGGUACUUUCAGAGAAAAACGUGCCCAAAAUACCCGAGAAUUUUGCGUAUUUUUGCUAUCACUCCUUUUAAACAGAAAUAGAGCCUUGUUUCUUUUUCUAUUUACCUGUCAGAACUAUAUAUAAGUAGACAACCCAAGGUAUUGAUCUAGGAGCAUUUUGGUAUAUUUAAUGCCACCAUUUCACCGUCAAAUGCUAUCAAAUAAAAAAAAAAAAAAAAAAAUUCACAAACUUUGGGUUUCUCACUGAAAUUAAAUACAUACCACUUGUGCAAUCAUGGCACAAAUGGUUGUAAAAUCUUAGUUGGGAUCCCUUUUGUUCAGAAAUAGCAGACAUAUUUGGCUUUGCCAUUGCUUUUUGGUAAUUAGAAGUCUGCUUCUAUUAUUCCCAGAAGCGAAGGGGAUAAUUAGGCAUCUACCCUCAUAUGGAACCGGAGCACCAAUCGCGCUCUGGUUACAUAUGGUGGCAGAUGCCUGGAGCUCAGACAUAUAUAUAUAUGUAAGCCAUGCUGUUUGAUAGCCAAAGUACCUCAUGAUGUGUAUAAAUACGUCUAUUUGGGUGAAGGGGUUAAAAUUGCAUGCUCUAUCUGAAUCAUGAAAGUUUCAUCACACCUAAUACACUUAGAGGAGUUUAGUUUAGUUGUUGAAGUUUUUGUCUGUACAAGUGCUAAUGCAAACAAACCAUUGUAAAGAAACUGCUGCUCAUUCUUAGAGGUCUUUAUGUGCACACUUUCUAAGGCACCAGCUGUUGCAUGUUCACAGCUUAUUUAUGUAUGUUAGUCUAUGAUUGGCUGGUGGCUCUCACAUGAUACAGGGUACAGGUAAAGCAAAGGUAACUUUGAACUUAGUGUUAUUGCAUUGUCUUUUUAAUAUGCAUUUGUUAAUUUGCAAUGCUACUGUAUUUGUAUAUGAUCUCAACAAACUUAAGGAACAGUAAAGUCAAAAUUAAACUUUAAUGGAGUGGAUGGAGCAUAACAUUUUAAACAACUUCCCAAUUUACUUUUGUUAUCAAUUUUGCUUUUUCUUGAUAUCCUUUGUUAAAUAGUAAUCCUAGGAGAGCUUAGGAGAGUGCACGUGUCUAGCCAUCUGGCAGCAGAGUUUCCAACAAUGUUUAUAGCAAUAUUAUACGUAGUUGCACAAACUGCUGCCAUAGACUGCUGAAGACUUGUGCAUGUUCCUGUGCUCCUAUCAACCUACCUAGCUUUACUCUUCAACAAUGAAUAACAAGAGGAGAGAAAAAAAUUUGAUAAUAAAAGGAUAUUGGUAAGUUGUUUUAAAUUGCAUGCUAUAUCGGAACCCUGACUGUUUGAUUGUGACUUAACUGUCUAUUUUAAAGAGAGAUAAAGUACAAAACGAAAA